AUGACAUGCAUUAACGGCAAUGUUAACAAACACUCUCAGCUGAAUCCAGCUGCAAAGGUAUUCGUCUACAAAGCGCGUCAUAUAGCUAUUGAGGACACUUCGAAUAGCGAAUCGGCACAUUGCUCUAGCAGGCGAAUCAGUAACAGAAGCGAACGUAUGGACAACACAGAGGUGCAGAAUGAGCAGCCAAACCAGAAUCUUCCCUGGGAUAUUGGCGGCUAUGGCGGUCUACAAGAACAGCACCCAAUUGGCUUUGGGCUUUGGGUGCCUUACAUCUCCCACAUGGUCGCUUGGCCCCCGGCGAUGCAUGUCAAUCCAACGGCCCAGCAGUGGCUUUUGCCAUCACAGGCAUUCCAUGGUACUCCAAAUCCCGUGCAACAGCCGGCAGGAAGUUGGCAACUGCCAGCAGUUGUGCCUAUAAGCUAUGGGUAUGCACAGACCCCGAAUAACGACAUUCAGAGCACAUCCGAAAUCAGUUGGCAAAGUGAGAAAAAGGGCAACCAGAACAGGAGUUACGGCAGUGGUGGUUUCUGUGAAGGAGUGCAGGACCAACAACCUAGGCAAUACGGGCCGGGAGCAAGACGUGGACGACAGGCAAACCACAAUAGGAGGAACUUCCACAGAUCGCAAAGCCAGCCUAUCCACAAGGUCAACUCGAUGCCGCCCUGGAUGUCACGCCAAGGGGCACACAUCAAGAAAGACAUGAAACCAAGGGCUGGAAACAUGCAACGUCCAAUGCAGCAUUCCAUGUCACAUUCUGGACAAAAAUGCGACACCUCUGCCGUGCCCAACAAGUGCGACCGGGCCCUUGACUGGCGUGCAAACCAGCUUUUUAGAAUUAUGGUCGAGCAGAAGGACCCGCUGACGUACGCACAGAUCGUCCAACUCCUGGCCACACGUCUUCAGCGCACCGAACAAGAGAUCAAACGUUACGCACCCUCGAUGCUCUACGAAGCGGUAGCUUGUGGCUUUUUGAAGAAGAGAAGCAACCGAUUCAUGAUAUUGAGCCACACCGAGCGGAGGCAACUCAUGAGGAUGCAACAGAGGCGGGCCGAGCGGUUGCAGAACGUCGACCGAUCAAUAUUUCCAUCAGCCCGAUAAUCUAUUCGUCUUAUUCGCGUCAUCCACUCUUUCGCUGCAUAACAUAAGAAAAGGUCUUUAAUACAAUACCACUUAAAUUCCAAGAAAACUAA
Molecule: messenger RNA, 1193 nt
Organism: Scaptodrosophila lebanonensis
Lineage: Eukaryota; Metazoa; Arthropoda; Insecta; Diptera; Drosophilidae
Exons: 2
Coding region: 1-1101 (366 amino acids)
Source: RefSeq, a predicted model, not a curated record